This is a messenger RNA of Myxocyprinus asiaticus (Chinese sucker), 5832 nucleotides long. RefSeq names its product oxysterol binding protein-like 7 (gene osbpl7). The transcript has 23 exons. Gene Ontology annotation, molecular function: cholesterol binding. NCBI's taxonomy places the organism in Eukaryota, Metazoa, Chordata, Actinopteri, Cypriniformes, Catostomidae. Gene Ontology annotation, cellular component: perinuclear endoplasmic reticulum; intracellular membrane-bounded organelle; plasma membrane. The record is from RefSeq and is a predicted model, not a curated record. The coding region runs from base 280 to 2997 and encodes 905 amino acids.
UCAACCAUACACAGAACUGGUAUAGGCAUGUAAUAUCCGCAUUCUUGCUUUUUAAGAAAAAGUGGUUUAACUAGUUGCCUGUCCCACCAAGCAGAGUGACGCCCAAUUGUACAAAUGGGGGAAAUUGACAGUCGGACAUCUGGAGAAACUUAUUCUGAAUUACACCACACAAUGAACAAGAGCAGGAAUCUCAGACAUAUUGUGCUCUAGUUUACAAUGAACAGGAGCCUCUAGCAGAGCAAAUAGCUCGACUACUUAAGUGCAGAAGACAUUCUCAGAAUGGAAUCUCAUGGAUCUCCACUGUACCCCUGCCAGUCACAAAUGAGCGGUGUGGAGAAAGCGCCCGGUGGCUGGCAUAAGCCCACUCAUUCCAGAAGCAGCAGCACAGCAUCCUCCCGCCCCUCACGGCUGAACAUAAAAGACUGGGAAGUAAUGGACUACUUUCCAGCUGAUAUGAAUCUCACUGGAGAGAGCAUGCAGGAUGCAAAUCCUCCAGGAAUCUGUGAAGGCUACAUGAUGAAGAGGAGAAAGUGGCCUCUUAAAGGCUGGCACAAGAGAUACUUUGUCUUGGAUAAAGGGAUUUUACGAUAUUCAAAGAACCAACAUGAUUUUUCCAGAGGGAAAAUGCACGGUUCACUGGAUGUCAGUCUUGCAGUUAUGUCAGUAAACAAAAAAGCAAGACGCAUAGAUCUGGAUGCUGGAGACAAUCUCUAUCACAUGAAAGCCAAGAGUCAGGAUUUGUAUUAUAUAUGGGUCACUAAGCUGAGUGCCCAUAGGAUGUAUAAGAAGAAUGAGGCUGCACACCUUCACAAUGGCUUCCUCCAGGCCCUGUCCCAAGGCGGUCAUUUAUCUCAGAAAAACAGUGCCAUGCAGGACAUGAGCACGACAGUGUCUUACUUGGGUGAAACUCAGAGUGCAAAUUUGCCAUGUGUCAAUCCUGCCAUUAAUGGGAAAGUGUCAGCCUGGCUACAGCAAACCCAAGAGCCUGACAUCUGUGCCCAAGAACUUAACCGUUGUCAAAUGGAACUUAAUGAGCUGCACCGGAUGGUCCAAAAGCUGCACUCUUUAGAGCCAGGCCAAACAGUUAAUAAUGGGGACCUUCAGAGGAUUAUCAGUAUGCAGAAUCUUACUCUUGACAAGCCCAAGAAGAAGUCUGGCAAGAUUUGGGGUCAUUCCCGCACACUCUCUCGAGUUGAGGCUCUAGGAAUGCCAUUUCGUGGGAUUACUAAAUCGUUAUCAUCAAGCCAUCUGAACAGCUCUUCCCACCUGGGAACCUCCGUGCCCUCCAUCCCAGAUUACGUCAGUGCCCAGCUCAACCCACCAGCCUCCACAUCCUCAGAAUGCAAGAAGCUCCAGCAGGACAUCAGCUCCAUGUCCCUGAGAGUUCAUGCGUCUCUGCGUUCUGCUCAUGAGGCUCUUGCUCAGGAGCGCCAGCGGCUGCAUGAUGCCUGGUCCAGCAGGGAGCUCCGCCAGAUCACCUCUGCCCAGAUCAACAACCUCUGCAGCCUGGCUGAGUUAGAUGUUGAGUCCCGACACAUCAAAAUCCACAAACUGUCUGUCUCCUCCAACUCUUCUGAAGAGUCCUACCGUACUGUGGUACAAAGAAAGUCUGUCUCAGGCCAUAGUUCGCCUCUUCGUCCACCCUCGGUGGCUGACUCAGCAGCGGAGUAUUUCGAUGCAUGUGAUGAGCCCAUGUGUGCGAGUUCUUCCGAGCUGUCUGACGAGUCCGGCCUGAGUGAUGGAUCCAGUAAUUCAGAACCUGAUGAGACUCAUGCAUUGGCUUCACGCAAAUACCGUGACAGCCUUUCAAAGGCACCACCAAAACUGCCCACCAUUAAGAACACCGGCCGUCGUACUAGUCUGCCUGCAAUCUGCCCUGACAACAGCCAUGUUGGCUUAAUGACUAUCCUCUACAACAACAUAGGGAAAGACCUGUCUCGUGUCUCCAUGCCAGCAGCUCUGAAUGAACCUGUGUGCUUGCUGCAGAGACUCUGUGAGGAGCUGGAAUACUCUGACCUACUGGACACAGCUAACCAUACUGAUGACCCCUAUCAGAGGAUGGUUUAUAUUGCUGCUUUUGCCAUAUCUGGCUAUGCCACGGCUCAAUAUCGCAACCGUUACAAACCCUUUAAUCCAGUGCUGGGAGAGACAUUUGAGUGUAUCAGAGAAGACAGAGGCUUCCGCUACAUUAGUGAGCAGGUGUCUCAUCAUCCACCCAUAUCUGCCUGCCAUGCAGAAUCAGACAAUUUCAACUUCUGGCAGGACCAGAGAUGGAAGAACAAGUUUUGGGGCAAGUCAUUGGAGAUCAUUCCAACAGGGAUGGUUAAUGUGACUCUUAAAAAGUACGGUGACCACUAUGAAUGGAACAAAGUGGUGACGUGCAUCCACAAUGUCCUUAGUCAGCAGCGAUACCUUGAGCACUAUGGUGAGGUCAUUAUCCGCAACUUGAAGAGUUCGGUCUGCACCUGUAAGAUCGUAUUUGUUAAGUCUCGUUACUGGGGUUCAGAUGGGACCAAAAAUGAAGUUCAGGGUCAAGUUCUUGAUGAGACUGGUAAUGUUAUCCACCGAUUUGGUGGAUUUUGGCAUGAAGGAAUCUUCUGUGACACCCUGCCCAAUCCACAGUGCAUAUGGAAGCCAAAUUCACAGCCCAAGAACUACCUGCUUUACUAUGGCUUCUCUAGCUUUGCUAUGGAGAUGAAUGAGCUGACCUCUGACCUUAAGCCACUGCUGCCCCCUACAGAUACCCGCUUGCGCCCUGACCAAAGGUUACUUGAGGAAGGGAAAAUAGAGGAGACUGAUAAAAAGAAGGAUGAAGUGGAAGAAAAUCAAAGAGAAAGAAGAAAAAUUCUGGCCAAGAGAGGAGAGGAACACAUCCCUCGCUUCUUCAGGAAAACCUUGGAUGGUGCGGGAAGGGAAGUAUGGCUGUACAAUGGAACGUAUUGGAAGAUCAGGGAGAAUCCUGGAUUUUCCAAUGUUAAAAACCUGGAAUUGUGGUGAAGAAGGCAGAUUGCAGCAACACUGUGGACGUUAAGUACUUGUGGCAAAUUGUGCAUGCACACUUGUUUUUUAAAAGACUACAUAAAAUUGAAAUUUUGGGAGCAAAGAUGAAUUGCCCAGUUUUCAUACCAAAUUGAAUCCACUGAGCAAGGAUGGUGCUUUUACCCUAAAGCAACUGGUGAUAUACAUUUUGAACAUUUCUAUGUAUUUCAUGGUUGAGGACACAGAAACUUGUAGACAAUCUGACCUCGUCUUCCACUUUGGAUAAUAUAAGCCAAAAGGUAAACGGGAGAUGUAUGUGAGUUCUAGACAUAUGUUUAGUUAACCAAUCUUGAAUCUUAUUACACAUACACAUAUCUAUGGACUAUGUUAAAUUAUUUAUCAGCUCCUUUAAGUACUUAUUUGCCAGCGGAUACAAGCAUAAUAGUUCCCUCAAUGGAGACUGGAUAAAAAAGGUGAAUGUGAAUUAUUGUACCUAAAUGUAAUAUUCAGAGUUGUUGUUAAUGGAUUUAAUCAUGAGAUUUACUUUAGGUGGAGUCUCCAGUUUAUAAAUGGACAAUUAUUUCCUCUGCAAAGCCAUGGCUCAACCUGAGAAGGAUUUAGCAGUAAAUGGAUUAAUUCUAAUUUGGGCCCUCAUUGACUCGUACUAAAAGUGAUUGCUGAAAUGUGUCCUCAUCACUCUUAUAUGGCAGGUCUUUAAAAAUAAAUAAAUAAAGUAAAUGGCAUAUUUUUAGUUUAGACCAUGAAAUUAUAUGUAUUGGCAUUUAAGUAUGAAUUAAACUGACUUUUUAAAUCCUAAAUAUGAGCUGUGAAAUCAGAAAUGACCCUUUUAUGUAGACUUGGCAGACAUAUUUACAACAUUCAAUGUACAAAUGUGCAAUUAAUAAACUUUCAGUCAAAGGUCAUGACUUGCAUAGCUAUUUAAAACAGCAGUUAAAGGUGCACUCAGUAACUUUUUUCUUUGUGUCAUCUUGGUGGAUUGGUGACACACUGACACCUAGCGGCCUGGAUGCAGCUUCAUUUAAAAUCAAUAGUUUUCAAUCUCAGAUGCCAUUGUAGAAAUUUAGUUUUCACAGUCAGCCAUGAUUACUUUAAUCAAUGAGUGAAAGUGUUAAAUAACAGGACAAUUACUGAGAUUAAGCGAGUAGUAUUCAGCUGGUCAUGUGAUUCUAACAUGGCAGCCCAAAUGAGGGGACCCUCUCCAUGUAGAAUAAAACAGCUUUUAUAUGGUUACUUUUAUGAUUGAAUUCUUCAUUUUAAUGUGAGUGGUCAUGAUUUACUACAUAUAUUGCAAAAUUACAAUUAAUGUCUUUAGGUGUUUAACUUUUUUAAUGAGGAAAAAAAAAUGACUGAGUGCACCUUUAAAUGCACAAUAUGAAAGAAAGGGAAAAGAAGGAAUUUAGAAUAGUUCAGUCUUUAUUACAUUUAGAAUUAAUCAAAAAACAUCAUUUAUUAUUAUACACAGUAUUUCGCCAGCGUUCCUGCUGUGUCUGAGACUCAGGGCGCUUGGUGGAAGAAACUCACGUUUAUCUUGAUUCACUACAGAGCACCUUUUAAAUUAUUAUUCAUUUUAUUUUAUUUUAUUAUUAUAAUUAUUACUGUUAUUUGUUGCUUUUAACCCAACAGAAAUAUAUACAAAUCUAAUAUCAGAUGAUGUCAGAGAGAACACAUUAUAAUUAUGUUCCAUAAAAGACCUGCCAUUGACAAUUUUGAGGAUGUGGGGGUAUAAUGUCCACCAGGGGUCAGUCAAAACAUGGAUUGAUUGCAAAUAUGACAACAGACAAUUCGUUCAGAGUAUUUUCAGUACACAUCAAAAGUCACAAAAAGUUUUAGGGCUCCUUCAAGUGUAAAAAACAGAAACCAAACAUGAACAUUAAUUACAAACCUUUUAAAUGAACAUGGAAACACUCUUUAAUUGCACUUUAAAAUACAUCUCAGUCAGUUAAAUAAGAUUGUUGCUAUCUCUUGUAGCCAUGUUUUUGUUGGUAUUUUACAGUUUAAUAUCCUAAUAACUAAUCUUACUAAACCAACAAACAAAACAAUUUCUUUAAAUUAUUACAUUUGUAGAAUAUUAAAAAGGUUCCCUGUAUUUGAAUCACCUGUUAACUUGUACCUAUUUGUUAUGUUAAAUAAUCUACACAUACUUGGCCUAAGUGUGAUCUCUGGCCAUGGCUUUUUAAUCCAAUAAUGGCAUUGUAAAAUAAUGCAGUGUGAUUGCCUCUAAAUAAUAUUACACUUACUGUAUUUCAUUUGGUUUUGCAUCUAAAUACAUAUAUUAAGGAUAGAAAGAGGCAGUUAGAGUCAGUUUGUUGACUUCUUAAAAGCUGUGACCACAGAAACCAUGUUGGUUUUUGCACAUUGCAAUUUCUCUAAAACUUCUAUAAACACAUUGAUGGGUCAAACAAACUUUCAUACGUUUUAACAAAGAGUCAUAUUUAUAAUUGUCUUAUUUUACAAGUAUUGUGAUAGAGUUCAAGUUUGAACAGGGGGCACAGACCAUUUUAACUUUACAUCCUUAAAACCUUUCUCAUCACCACCCUGCAUAUGUGUAUGUCCGUGUACCUGUGCAUACAUGUGUGUGUGAUCUGAAAUAAUCUGUUAUCGGAAAACCAAUACAUUUUGAGUUUGGAUGUUUUGCAGGACCUCUCAGGUUUUCUGCAGUGGAGUUUUGUCACCCACUGGUCUGUCUGAGGUCAUUCUUACCUUUGAAUGCCUGCAGUCCCUGAUAGGCUAAGACUGAGGGCUCAUUCUUCCUCUGUGUCAUUGACAUCUGUGUGUGGGCUGUCUGAAUGUUACUCUGUUGUUUAAAUAAAGAUGAUGUAUAGUCAGUCUGAA